AUGUUAUGGGGUAUGCUACUCGGUUAUGAGGGUAGUUUGGGUUGUGCACGAGGUGGCUAUGGGUGUAUGAUCGGUUAUGGGUAUGGGACUAGUUAUAAAGACGGGGACCUAACACUAUGCGGUGUUGUACGUUGCUUGAAUAUGGGUGAGCAUAAGAGGAUACUACCUAUAGGGUACUCGAGGAAUGCUAGGCAAGGAUUGUUAUGUGUUGGCCUAUGGUGUGCAAGGCUACAAGAGUUGUCAAAUGUUAGCUUAUGGGCAUUAGCCCAGUUCGUCGUGUUACUCGACAUAAGGCGAGGGUAUGUGAAGGGGUUGUGGGUGAGAAAUGUUGACAAUGGUAAGGGUUGUGAGGGGUGUGGUUUAGAGGUUCAACGUGGCGAUAUGGGGCUGCUAGAGACUAAUGGGGGAAGUUAG
Messenger RNA from Dovyalis caffra, 414 nucleotides. The record is from the annotation of a GenBank genome assembly. Lineage: Eukaryota; Viridiplantae; Streptophyta; Magnoliopsida; Malpighiales; Salicaceae.